This is a messenger RNA of Anoplopoma fimbria (sablefish), 1242 nucleotides long. RefSeq names its product indian hedgehog B protein-like. Gene Ontology annotation, molecular function: calcium ion binding; patched binding. NCBI's taxonomy places the organism in Eukaryota, Metazoa, Chordata, Actinopteri, Perciformes, Anoplopomatidae. The coding region runs from base 1 to 1242 and encodes 413 amino acids. The transcript is spliced from 3 exons. The record is from RefSeq and is a predicted model, not a curated record. Gene Ontology annotation, biological process: multicellular organism development; cell-cell signaling; regulation of gene expression.
AUGCUUCUCCCGGCUCUGGUGACCUGCCUCGCCGGGUGCGCCUUCCUCCUCUCGCCGGGCAGUGAGGGCUGUGGGCCGGGGAGAGGCUAUGGCAAGAGGAGGUCACCUCGGAAGCUGGCUCCUCUCUCCUACAAGCAGUUCAGCCCCAACGUGGCCGAGAAGACCUUAGGAGCCAGUGGGAGGUACGAGGGCAAAAUAACCCGAAACUCUGAGCGCUUCAAGGAGCUCACCCCGAACUACAACCCCGACAUCAUCUUCAAGGAUGAGGAGAACACAGGUGCAGACCGCAUGAUGACGCAGCGCUGCAAAGACAAGCUGAACUCUCUGGCCAUCUCGGUGAUGAACCUGUGGCCCGGGGUCCGUCUGCGGGUCACCGAGGGCUGGGACGAGGACGGCCACCACUCGGAGGAGUCUCUGCACUACGAGGGCCGGGCCGUGGACAUCACCACCUCGGACCGAGACCGCAACAAGUACGCCAUGCUGGCACGGCUGGCGGUGGAGGCCGGGUUCGACUGGGUCUACUACGAGUCCAAGGCCCACAUCCACUGCAGCGUCAAGUCAGAUCACUCCGUGGCAGCUAAAUCUGGAGGUUGUUUCCCCGGCGAGGCCUCGGUGACGUUGGCGAGCGGCGUUCAGAAGUCCAUCGUUGACCUGCGACCUGGCGAGCGAGUCCUGGCGUCGGCGGGCAGCGACGGAGAGCUGGUUUACAGCGAGGUUCUGGUCUUCCUGGACCGCGACCCCGUGACCUGGAAGCUCUUCUACACACUCCACACGGAGGCCGGAGCCCGCCUCUCGCUCACGGCCGCCCACCUGAUUUUCGUGACCGAGGGGAACUGCUCAGAGGGGGCCCCGGCGUCCCACAGCGCCCUCAGGACCAUGUACGCCAGUGACGCCCAGCCGGGACAGUGCGUGCUGGUGUCGCAGGGUGAGGCGGGUCGGGGGCGUCUGUCCCGGAUCACACGGGUCAGCAUGACUGAGGGCAGGGGGGCGUUCGCACCGCUCACCCAGCAGGGGACGCUGGUGGUGGACGGCGUGGUGGCGUCCUGCUACGCCGUGGUGGACCAGCACUCUCUGGCUCACUGGGCCUUCUCGCCGCUCCGGCUGAUCCACAGCUGGACUGGUUCCACUUGGAGCCACGGGGACGGGAUCCACUGGUACUCCCGGCUUUUACACUGGCUGGGGGGGAUGCUGCUGGACUCGGGGCGCCUCCACCCGCUGGGCGUGGCUCAGGACGACAGGUGA